AUGGCCGCAGCACUUGAACCAUGCUAUGCAAAAGCUCAUACUCGCCUUGGCUUUGCUUCCUAUUGCGCCGCAGAUUAUGGUAGAGCGGUAGAAGCUUUGAACCGGGCACUGAGCCUCGACUCGUCGUCAAUUAUGUCGCGCAAAUAUCUUGCCCGCGCCCAAGAUCGACUGAUUCGGAGUCUGCUUUUUCGAGAGUUGCUUCCCCAAAACCUAUCUCGGCAGCAUGAGUCGCCAAAAAAGGAUUCUUUCUCAAAGGGAGAUCAACUGCGUACCCUCGUUGAGCACACACUCCCGCCCACGGAGAGAAUUGCUCUCCAUCAAGAUUGCAACUCGCCAACUCAGGGAAAUAUCACUAGCCGCCUCAUGCAUGAGAUAGCCGCCUCACGAGAAUUCCCAAAUAGAAGCAUUGGUGAGAUUUGGAGUACAUGUUCUGUGUUGGAGCAGACAGGGCGGGUCAACCCAAAACUGCAGCUCUCCAUCAGCGAAGAGACAGCUUUCAAAAUAAGUAAACUUAAGGAACUUCAUGAGCGUGGUGUGCUCUCAAAGAAAGAUUAUGAAAAAAAAAUUGAGAGACGACGAGAAGCUCAGUGGGAUAUGCUGCACGAGUAUUUGUCCUAUCUUUCGGGUAACCCCAGAAGUCUCUUUUUCGUCGACUUAUCAGACCACGCAGCCAAUAGAGGCCUCGAUGCUCCGGUGCAGGGUUCUGCACUCCCAUCCAAUACAGCACUUAGUUCACUGAAUAGGAAUGCCAUGAAGGCAUGA
This is a messenger RNA of Aureococcus anophagefferens, 762 nucleotides long. RefSeq lists its product as hypothetical. Bases 1 to 762 code for a protein of 253 amino acids. Gene Ontology annotation, molecular function: protein binding. The record is from RefSeq and is a predicted model, not a curated record. The transcript has 2 exons. Lineage: Eukaryota; Pelagophyceae; Pelagomonadales; Pelagomonadaceae.